CAACACACGAUUGCAAUUGGCGCGCGCGCGAAUCGCCCUUCCAAAUCAACAUGGCGAACGCUCGGGGAGCGCGCCUCGUCUCAUAAAACAACCGGAAAAUCUCAUUCUCACGUCACUACACGUAAUUAUAAUUUCAACGAAUCGUCCACGGAUAAAAUGUUAUAGUGUCCGGUCUACGGGUGUGUUUAGUGAAUUCUUUUGUGUACAAAGUGAGUUAUUGUUUAUUGCAUGAGUGGUUCUCAUGGAGUGCCUGACGCACGGGACGAUGGACGCGAUUCACCUGCCAGCACCGAACAGCUAACGAAAUGUGGAGAGAAGGACAGGAGCGAACUGGACUGCGUGGCGGUAGGUAGUCGACUGCGUGGCGCCAUGGGGACCAGACCACCGGCCAGAUUCUGGCCACAGCUGUGGGCCACCGUCGUCAGGAACCUGCUGCUCAAGAAACGGGAUACCAGGAAGACCCUUGCUGAGGUGCUGGUCCCACUCUAUUCUCUGGGUGUACUGAUAUUCCUGAAGAUGCUGGUGCCGAACCCCAACUUCCCCGAGGUUCGGAAGCCAGGCCGGCUGCUCAGGAUACACCACGACGCCUUCCCGGAAAACCACUCGGUUGCUGUUGUUGCUGACUGGCUUAAUGCCAACGGAACAAUGGGUUUUCUGGAAGAGAUCAACAAUUUGCUCGCGGAGUCCCACCAGCAUCCGAUCCGCUGGAUCAAGUACAACAACAACUCGGAGCUGAAUGACGCGUACCACAACGACGCCAGGAACUUCCCCAUCGCCGUCAUCUUCCAUACUGACCCUACAUCCAAUACUGAAGCACUUAGGUAUACCAUCAGAACCAACCCAUCCCACAUAAGUACACCGUCCACCCGGACCCUGACGACCUCCCCAGCAAAAUGUCGUGAGAGGAGUACCACGAAGGACUGGUCUUCGGACUGGUCUAGAGGGGGGCAGCUCAUACCGCUAUCGGAGAUGCACAGGGAAGACACGUGUCCUGUGCUGCAGUAUUAUUACUCUGGAUUUUUGGCUUUGCAGACGCUCAUUGAUUAUAUUAAGAUUAAGUAUGACACAGAUGCCCCAAUCCCGCCUCCUAGAAUAGACCUUCGGCAGUUUCCAAAGCGCCAGCACACUGGUGACUGGCUGGUCAUCUUCCGGGUGAUCAUGCCCAUGUAUAUGGUGAUGACGCUCUCGCAGUUCAUCACCUACCUGCUAAUGUUCGUAGUUGGGGAGAAGGAGAAGAAGAUCAGGGAAGGAAUGAGGAUUAUGGGGCUGAAGGAUUCGGUGUACUGGGGUUCAUGGUUUUUAAUAUACGCAGUCUUCGUUACAAUACUAUCAAUCGUCAGUACUGUGCUUCUUUUUACACUAAAGGUUUUCCAGCAUUCAUCUUACAUCUUAAUAUUUUUGUUGAUGCUGUUGUUCGGUUUUACAAUCAUUACCUUCGCCUUUAUGCUGACUCCGUUCUUUGAUAGAGCUAGGACGGCAGGCAUCCUGGGCAGUUUCGCAGUGAAUCUGAUGAGCGGGCUAUACUUCAUCCAAGUGUUCGUCUCCAACGCGGACUCACUCGCCUUCUGGUUCGUCUCGCUCAUCAGCUCCAGCUGUUACGCUCUUGCUAUGGAUAAGGCAUUAGUCUUAGACAUGGCCGGAGUAGGAGUCACAUGGGAGAACUUAUGGAGCGGUCCAGGAGUGCCCUUCGGAGGCAGUCUCAUCAUGAUGGCAGUGGAUACCGUGCUGUACGGACUGGCUGCCUACUGGCUGGAUGCCGUUAUACCUAGUGAAUAUGGAAUCAAACAGAAGCCCUGGUUCUGCUUGCUCCCAUCUUUCUGGAUCGGUAGCAGACGCGGCCGGGUGUCCGCGGUACAUUUCCAUUCCAACGGCGAGGCAGCUUCUCAUAACAAGGAUAUUGAACCAGUUCCUAGGGAACUUCAAGACAAGGAAGCCAUCAGAAUCGUAGGCCUUCAAAAAAGCUUCCGUCACUGUCGCAAACCAGAAAUCAAAGCCAUAGACAACAUAGACCUGAGCAUCUAUGAAGGUCAGAUUACAGCUGUGCUGGGCCACAAUGGUGCUGGCAAGUCUACGCUUUUCAAUAUCCUCACUGGAUUGACAGCACCUACUAAUGGAACUGCUUAUGUAUAUGGACUUGAUGUUAGAGAUCCCAACGACAUGCACGAGAUUCGUCAAAUGAUCGGCGUAUGUCCUCAACAAGAUGUACUGUUCGAUCUACUAUCAGUCAAGGAGCAUCUGCAGUUCUUUGCUGCUGUUAAGGGUAUUCCUCGUAAAAGGCUGUCAGAAGAAAUUCACAAAGCUCUUUCAGAUGUCGGUCUACUAGAUCAAGCUAACGUGUUUUCUAAACAUCUAUCGGGAGGACAGAAGAGGAAACUUAGUAUAGCCAUCGCGUUUAUAGGUGAUCCUAAGAUAAUUAUCCUGGACGAGCCAACAGCGGGAGUAGACCCUGUCUCCCGUCGUCAGACGUGGCGCAUCCUUCAGAGAGCCAGGCAUGGCAAGGUGCUGUUACUGACGACCCAUUUCAUGGAUGAGGCUGAUAUACUUGGUGACAGGAAGGCUGUCAUCAGUAAAGGCAGGGUCCGAUGUGCAGGCACAUCAUUGUUCUUGAAAAAUAAAUUCGGAAUUGGAUAUCACUUAACUUUGGUGUUGGACGGAGCAUGUCGAGAACACCAAAUCACCCGCCUAGUCCGAGGCCACGUGCCUCGUGCUGAGAAGGCUCGUCGUCACGGCAGAGAACUCUCCUAUAUCUUGCCUCACUACGCCGUGCAUCUGUUCCCACCGCUGUUUAAUGCUAUUGAGCAGGAGAUUAAGGAGAAGACUAAUAGACUGGGAAUCACAAGCUACGGUGUAUCAAUGACAACCCUGGAAGAAGUUUUCCUUAGUUUAGAAGGAGAGAACGCGGAGGAGACGGAGGCAGUUGAAGGUGUGUCAUCGGUUAAAUUAGUGAGGGCUCGUGCACUCUCCAGGAGUUUGUCGUUACAAAGCAAGACGCUUAGUUAUCAGGAGUUGAAUGACAAAGAAGGUCAGAAAGCAACAUCGUUACCGACUCCACCUGCGUCGCACGCGCUACAUUCCACCACUCAUGGCGUCGAACAUGUCAAGGUGGCUCCAGAAGUCCCGAUCUCAGUGGAUGCUCUGGGGGAAACAGUGAAGACGAACCCAACUUGUUGGAGAACAUUCUGCGCACUCGUCUACAUUAGGAUGAUGCGCAUGAUCCGGGAUCCAUACAAGCUUUAUGUUAUGAUCUUUAUGCCUAUUAUAUCCUGCGCACUGGGUCUCUACAUGAAAUCCAGACAAAUCGUCUUCUUCCGAAUGCAGCCGCUCAAGCUAGACCCCAACGCAUAUUUCAACAAGACCCCCAUAGCUGUGUACAGUGAACAGGACAAUUUCAAAGAAAUCACAGACCUUAGGGACUCCUUAGAGUCUUUGGGAGCAUUCCCUAUCAUAGACUUUGAUGGGAACUUCUCGAGUCUUCUAGACAUGGAGAAUUUUGGGGCAUUCAGCUUGAGAGAUAGCUUGAUACCCUAUGGGAAAAUCAUGGCCUAUUACAAUAGUACUUAUACGCACAGUUUGCCUAUCAUUGUUAAUUUGUUGGACAAUAGUGUUUAUAGGGUCCUAAUGUCAGCAUCAGGUAUGAUGGAGAGCUUCAAGCCGAUAGAAGUGCUAGCGCAUCCCUUCCAGCAGACGGAACAACAGGAGGAGUUCAACUUGGGCAACGUGGUGUGUGCCAUAUUCAUGGGCAUGAUCUUCGCGUUGGUUCCUGUUACUUUGGCUGUUGAUAUCGUUUAUGAUCGUGAGAUCAAAGCCAAGAACCAGUUGCGAGUGAACGGGCUGUCGAUGAGCAUGUACUUCCUCACGUACUUCACCAUACUGAUCUUUAUUAUGAUCCUCACCAGCGUCGGAGUACUCGUGUUGGUAAUCCUCAACGAUAUCCCGAGCUUAACCAACGGCUCAGCGAUCACGAUGCUCUCCGGCCUCCUCCUACUCUACAGUCCGUCCGCCAUCUUGUUCAACACGUGUCUGUCGUACAUCUUCGACAAGAUGGACUCCGCGCAGAGUAUCAUGCCGAACAUAACCACGUGGGUUGGCGUCAUACCCUUCAUAUUGGUUGCGGUUCUUGAUACUUUUAAAUGGGGUAGCGACAUAGCCUUCUACUUGCACUUAGUGUUCAGUUUUCUGGAUGUUAUGUACAUACCUUACGCCAUCAUAUACUACGUUGAUAGGGUAUACGUAACAUGCAACCUCCGUGGUCUCUGCACUACUCCGGCGCUGAGCAGCUACUUCACAGCCGAGGUGUGGGUGCUGGUGGCGGCCAUGUUGCUGCACGUGCCGCUCUGUGGCGCCGCGCUCCUCGCCGCCGACAGGCUCAAGUCCGGCGGCAGGAUAUGUCCUCGCAAGCGCAGCACGUCGGAGAGCGGCGGCCAGGCGGAGGCGGAGGCGGGCGGCGAGGCGUGCGAGGACGCGGACGUGCGGCGCGAGCGGCGCCGCGUGCACGCGCUGCUGCGCCAGCCCUCGCACAGCGCGCCGCCGCUCGUCGUGCAUAACUUACGCAAAGAAUACAAAGUCCGCGGCACCGGCAGCGGGGGUUCCUGCUGGUCGCACCAAGAAGAAACUUCUUCUCGUGCGCGGUCACGGUUCGUGGGGCUCCAGCGUCUCAGCCUGGCAGUUGAGGGGGGGGAGGUGUUUGGUCUGCUGGGGCAUAAUGGCGCCGGGAAGACUACUACAAUGAAGAUCAUAACUGCCGAGGAGAGGCCUACUAAUGGCACUGUAAUGCUAGGCAGUCAGAACAUCGACGACUCUCAGGCGUCAGCGUUCAUGAUGCUGGGCUACUGCCCGCAGCACGACGCGCUCUGGAAGAACGUCACCAUCCGGGAGCACAUCGAGUGCUACGCCGCCAUACGGGGCGUUAGCAAGGCGGAUACUCCUAGGAUAGUAGACGCAUACCUAAACGGUCUCCAAAUAAUGGAGCACGCGGGCAAGAACGCGGAGGAGUGCUCGGGCGGCACGCGGCGCAAGCUGUCGUUCGCGCUGGCCAUGGUGGGCAGCCCGCGCGUCGUGCUGCUCGACGAGCCCUCCACCGGCAUGGACCCGCGCAGCAAGCGCUUCCUCUGGGACACGAUACUGGCGAGCUUCCAGGGUAAAAAAGGUGCUAUACUAACGACACAUUCCAUGGAAGAGGCUGAUGCUUUAUGUUCCAGAGUCGGCAUCAUGGUCAAAGGUGGCCUCAGAUGUAUCGGCUCAACACAACAUUUGAAGAAUUUGUACGGUGCUGGAUACACAUUAGAAAUGAAGAUUGGUAACAGCAAUCAAAAGAGUACUAUGAUGGAGACGGAGUCACUGUCGCCGUCACCGCUCAGAUCGAAUGAAAACUCGCCGUCAUUAGGAGAAGCUGAUGAGGGCGGGUCGGGUGGGGGCUCCGUGUGCGCGGAGGCGGAGGGCGAGGCGGAGGCGGUGGACGCCAGCAUUCACACGCCGCUCGUGGCCGGCACCCCACCGCCGCCCAGGCUGCAGCAUCAUCGGACGGAGUCCGGUGGUGGUGGCGCGAACGCCGAGGCGGCGAUAGCUCUGGUGGGCCAGAUAUUCCCGGCCGCAGUGCUCGAGGAGAGCUUCGCGGAGCGGCUGGUCUUCUCCGUGCCGCAGUCUGCUGUCUCCAGUCUCGCCAGGUGUUUCCAGCAGAUUGAGGACGCGAAAGAAAAACUAAAUAUAGUCGAGUACAGCUUCAGUCAAACGACUUUGGAGCAAGUGUUCCUGAAAUUCGCACAAUCUGAGAACGUCGAUUCGUCAGACCAAGAACAUUAAACCGUUGAUAGUAUUGUAAGUAUUACGUCACUGUUCUGACUUAGCUAAAAAUUCAAAUUUGAAAAAAGAAUCGCGAAUAAAAAACAGCCAGUCUUUAUGUCAUCGAGGCAUAGAUAAUCAGCUUAACUCUUUGGUAAGCAAAGUUAAAAAAGAAUUUACUUAAAUAAAUUAGAUUUCUCAGUCCCCUGGCUAGUGUAGUUCUUUAACGAAUAUUUAUAUCAAAGAUAUAUUUAUUACUUGUUAUCUGUUACGUGUUAAGAUUCUCGUAAAUAUGGCAGCUAAUGAAUACAAUAAAAAAAAUGUAAAUGCUAAAGCAUUUUUGGUACUUUAGGUCGGCAGAGUCAAAACAGUGACAUAUAUUGUGCUUUUUUGAAAAGAAAAUGUAAUAUAAAAUAAGGAUCGCUUCUGAUAUUACAAUAUUGUGUAGUUUAUUUAGUUGUGUUCUGUUUAUAGCCUGGGAACUGAUUGGUAACUUUUGAUGUGAAUAAAGUAUACCUAA
Molecule: messenger RNA, 6298 nt
Organism: Helicoverpa armigera (cotton bollworm)
Lineage: Eukaryota; Metazoa; Arthropoda; Insecta; Lepidoptera; Noctuidae
Product: cholesterol transporter ABCA5
Exons: 36
Coding region: 229-5799 (1856 amino acids)
Biological process (GO): transmembrane transport; lipid transport
Cellular component (GO): intracellular membrane-bounded organelle; membrane
Molecular function (GO): ABC-type transporter activity; ATP hydrolysis activity; lipid carrier activity
Source: RefSeq, a predicted model, not a curated record